Fusarium redolens is the source of this 730-nucleotide messenger RNA. RefSeq lists its product as uncharacterized. The transcript has 2 exons. Lineage: Eukaryota; Fungi; Ascomycota; Sordariomycetes; Hypocreales; Nectriaceae. The record is from RefSeq and is a predicted model, not a curated record. Bases 295 to 696 code for a protein of 133 amino acids.
UCAUGGCCUUAGAACUGGAAGUUAGGAGCCUUAUGUUUCGUAGUCUGUUGCUUCCGUUUCUGACAGUGUUGUUGGGUCGAAGUCAGUCACGACUCCUAUCGCUCAUAGAGAAUGGCCAAGGUCCAACCAUCAUUGAGCAUCAUCUCUAACGAACGGCAUUCGAUCAGCAGCACCGGUAUAGAACAGUUCUAAGUACAGAGAGAGAUCUACCGUCAAGGCUAGAUCGUGUUCUCGAGACUUGAAUCUUCAUUCCCUUAUUUUAAUCAUCAACGUGACCAAACCCAUAUCAGCACCAUGGGUCACCUCUCACAAAUCGAAGCCAUCAUCGAAGCCUACAACGACAUCCUCUCCAACUAUCUAGAGAAUGGCGAAGGUCCUUUGCACAUGCCCAAGAGAGAAGUUAUCAUAAAACAAAAGUCGGAUUUCAACUACUGGGCAAUACAUUCGGGCGUGUGCAUGCCAGAGAUUGAACUUGAACACGAGUUCGAACGGGAUGCGAUAAUAGGGCUUGAUGACUUCAUCGAUGUUGCACAUGAUCUGGAGAGACUAUACAAAAAAGAUGCAAGUCCUAGUAUCACAUGGCUGGCAGACGAAUACGUGGCCUCGUUGGCGGAAAAGCUAAGCUUACUGGCUCAUACAUUCGGCGUACUUGUGCCUUCAUUGCAAGAACAAGGACCGGCUUCUGGGACUCGGUGAAUUGGAACUUGAUGAAAUUUUGGGAAAAGUUGAU